Symbiodinium necroappetens is the source of this 1183-nucleotide messenger RNA. The record is from the annotation of a GenBank genome assembly. Lineage: Eukaryota; Dinophyceae; Suessiales; Symbiodiniaceae.
AUGAUUGCGCGACUCGUAACCCGGAAGCUGACAAGGCAAAGCUCUUUGCUGCGAGGGACUUUUGUGGCCAUUGGAUCUCGUCCUGUCUCUGCAGUGUCUGGAGCUGCAGAGGCGCUUCAACUCCCCGAACGUUUGGAGGAGUUGGCACGCCCAACCGCACGGUGCAUCGAGCAAGCAAAGGUUUUGCACCCGGCCUUCUACACCGAUCAGUCUUAUGCGCAACUCGAGAGGGAGCGCAUCUUUGGAAUGAAUUGGUUUGCAGCAGCUCACGUCCAAGAGUUGUCCAAGCCGGGGGACGUCAAAGUCGUUGAGGUCGGGACAAAGUCCAUAAUCCUUACCCGAGACAAGAAUCACAAGCUGCAUGCUUUCUACAACACGUGUCGGCAUCGCGGAGCCCGUGUUUGCUCCACCAGUGCAUCUGGUUGCAAGCAACUGGUUUGCCCAUACCACUGGUGGGCGUAUCGGCUUGACGGUUCCCUCAAGUCGACGCCCCCGGCGGCAGUGCCCAAGGAGCGCAAGGAGGAAUUGGGUUUGCUUCGUGUUCCUGGCCUCGAGACCUUCGCAGGUAUCAUCUUCCUCAACCAGACACCAAACCCAAUGCCGCUUCGCGACUCUUUGGGUGAUUUGACAACAAAGCUCCAACGGUAUGACUUAGACGACAUGGAGAUGCAUGCCCAAAAGACUUAUGACAUAGCAGGUGACUGGAAGCUUAUUUGCGAGAAUUUCGUGGAUUUCUACCACAUUGAUGCAGUGCACCCUGCGCUAUCCAGGUUUUCUCGUGUUGACGACCACUUACCAUACCAAGGUGGCGGACAGUACGUUGGUUUUGUCACAUCUCCUCUCACGGACUGCGGCGGGCCCGGAGACAGCGACAGGUUCAAUUCGUUUGGAAGGCUUCGUCCAAUAGAGUCGAAUUCUGCUCUCUUCUUCCACAUCUUUCCAAACGUUUCAGUGACCGUAUAUCCUCACUCUGUGUAUACUUUGCUUACUCUGCCCUCGAAGACCCCAGGGAAAACAGAGGAACUGCUGACCCUUCUUAUGGCUCCUGGAGCGCGCAGGAAAGAGGUCUCUCAAGAUGAGCACACCGAGAGAUGCAAUGCGCUCAUGGAUUUUGUGACGAACAUCAACGACGAGGAGUGGCUUGAGAUGGCUGUGGAAAGCGGUUUCACGAAGCUGAGGGAGU